UAUAGACCAAGCCAUCCGGUGACAGGCUACCUUGAAAGUUCUUUUGGUGAAUCUCCUUCACCUUCCAUCUUUAUUUUUCUAUUAGCUUUUUCUUUUUUCUUUAGAGGGGUUAACAUCAUUUUAUAAAGAACACAUUAGUUUGUAACUCUCAUAUUCAUGGUCUAUAGGAGUUGAGAUCCAAAUGUAACUCCUGCCUUAAUUCCCUUAAGUUUAGCUAAUUAGGAUUAACAAAUUGUCGCAAAACUGUUAAUCAUAUGUAAUGAGCUAAACAUAUCAUUAGUUCACUAAUGACUCAUGUAAUAGGAUGUCAUCUAAGCAUUCCCACAAUUUACAAGGAAACCAAAUACACUACUAGAUUUUUCCUCCAGUGGUACUGAGUUUUUUCCUCCAGAGAUACAUCCUCUUAAAGCUAAAAAAUGGAUCUAUGUAUAUGACAUUGCCUCAUGUUAACCACAUGUGAUUUCACAUAUACUUCAAUAUGGCGUUUGUAUCAUUAUUGGAAAAAUGAGUUUCUGAAAGAAAAAGGUCCCGAUAGGCUACAUUUCCAACAAAAUGUAUGUUGAGAGCUCAAAAGUGUGUUGGAAUUGAUAGGCUCAAAAGUAUGCUGGAAUUCACUCUCUCGUAUGAGAAAAGGACCCAAUUAUAGUGCAAAGUGUAUCAUUAAACGCCCUUGAUGUGAACGUGUGCGUCACAUGCGUCCCGUGCUCCACACAUGUACCGUGUCUCUCACCUUUAUAUUAAGAGUAUAAGAUAUGUGAAUACCUACUCUUAAAUACCGCUUGAUUAACACUCUCCUCUUCAAUGUAGCAAUUAAACCCACAACUUUCUCUCUUUAUAAAAACAUAUUAGGAAAAGAACCAUAAAAUCAUUACUAUUUUGAAAUACAUACAAGUAUAUUUAAAAUAAAAAAUACUAACAAAGUAGACUUAGGUGGGCUAGCUGAGUAUAGCGUAGAGCUAAUACAACACCGGUUAGGAGGUUUGAAUUGGUUCAAGUCAAAGGCUACCCAAAAAGACAUGGUUGGAGAUUUUGAAAAAAGAUAUGAUGACUUUUGGUUUUACUGAAGGUAUGACCUUGAUAGAGAAGAAUAACAGAACAUAAUUCAUAUAGCCGAUCCUAAAUACUUAGAAUAUGACUUGGACAAGGGCCCGCCCCAUUUUAACCCUUAGUUGGAGGCAAUAUCAAGGGCAUAUAGAUCAUGUGAAUAAAAUGUCACAAAUAUGUACCGUAGUACGUCCCAGUUUGAGGGUUGGUAACAAGUCAGUCUUAACAUGAACUGUUAACCGCCUCAAACAACGUUAGCUUUACCCCAAAGGGAUGAUCCCAUCAACUUAGCUUUAAGAUAAACAGUCAUCUCUCUCUAUCUCUUUCUCUCUCUACACUUAUAAUCUCUCUCUCUACAGUUAUAAGUACAGGACAGCAUUGAAGCAUUGGUUCUUGCAGAUUUAAAGAUGAAUUUUGGCAUGUUGGAGGAGGCAAAGAGGCACCCAACCCCUUGUAAACUACUCCACUUUCGCUUGAAGCAUGGUUUCACACAUUGCCAUUCUUUUCCCUCCGGAAAACGUUCCCCCCAAGAUCUCAAUGCCGAGGAAAUGCUCCCUAGCGACAUGGAUGAGGAAGAUGCAGAAACAAAUCGUAUUGUUUUUGCAGUUAGAAGACUCGCAUUGGAAGCAAGGCACCGGCACAAAGAUAGCUCUCUCUGUGAAGGCCUCCAAUGGGUAAUCUCGCCUGUCACCGGAGAGUUAACCAUCGCUCCUGUGGAAGAAGAAGCGAAGCCUCUACUCGCCUAUUUGCACAGCAAAUUUGGGUUCAACAUAUCACUACAAGUCAAAGAAAAUCAAGAGAGAGAAGGACAUGAAGAAGAAGAAGAAGAAGAAGAAGAAGAAGAAGUGUGGUUCUCAGUGAGGAGUGAUUUCUCGUGUUGUUCGAGCCCGGUAGAGAGAAAAGAAAUUUUUCUAGAUUGUGCAUGGAGGUCUCUGUUGGAGAAGUUGAGUUUCUGUGAGGGGUGGCCUUUUGGUCUGUAUCGUAGGAAGAUGAUGCUUCCUCCUUUGCCUAGAUGCCCCUCAGAACCAUGGAUGUGGCACAAGGCCAUGUCUAAUACUUGUUAGCCCUAUGAUGUCAAUGUUCUUGCUCAAUGUGUGUUGUAUUGGCAUUUAUGCAGAAAGAUAUAUAAUAAUAGAUUAAUAAUAAUAAUUGUCUUUGUUGACGUGA
Molecule: messenger RNA, 2211 nt
Organism: Amborella trichopoda
Lineage: Eukaryota; Viridiplantae; Streptophyta; Magnoliopsida; Amborellales; Amborellaceae
Source: RefSeq, a predicted model, not a curated record